AUGUUGACUAAAACACAGUCAUGUUCAAUUUUCUGUCGAAGGUUUUAUAAUCAAAAAUCUGUGGAUUUAUCUGAUCCAUCCAUUAGGAAGUAUUUGAAUUAUUUAAUAGUGGAAAACGAAACUCUCGUCGCGAAAGAAGACAAGAGUUCAGCUGAAGUCAAGAGACUUCGUGAAAUAAAACCAGUUGUGGAUAUCGUAGCGCAGAGUAAUAGUUUUAAAUCGCUGAGGGCAAAUAAGGAAGAUAAAGGAGAUGAAAAAGUUAAGGAAAUGAUAAAACAAGAAACUCGUAUACACCAGACGCGUGACCAAGAACUCCACCGUCGACUGCAGUGCACGCUACUGGAGCCAUGUCUAAUAGACAGUGGUGUACUCUUGCAACUAACAGCUAGGAAAGGAGAACAAGCCACGCAGUUUGCUGAAAUAUUAUACCAGCUCUAUACAACUUAUGCAGGCUACAAAAAUUGGGACGUGGACCGUGUUUCUCUAGACAAGUCCAGUGUUUUAGGCAUUAACAAAGCGUCGAUGUUGAUAAGUGGACUUGGCGCCCUUCAACUUAUGAGUUUCGAGGCUGGAAUACAUGAGAAAAUACCCAAUGCAAGUGAGACCGAUGAUGCCCAGUCUAGUCAUGUUCACGUAGCUGUUUUCUCUCAACCUAAUGAUGUAGAGUGGAAUAUCGCACCGAGUGAAAUGGUAAUAGAUACAGGAAUCCCUAGCAGUCCUGAUCAUUUUACUGCUUACACUAAGUACACCGGCGUCCGCAUCACGCAUAUACCUACUGGAAUUGUAGUACGUUGUAGUGAAGAAGAUACAUGUGUGAGAAAUGAAGAGAUUGCCAAGCAAACAUUGAGAACGAUUUUAUUUCAUAAAAUGUUAGUGGAAGAAUCACUAAAUUCUAACACGGAAGGAAAAUCCCUUGAUUGCUCCAAGAAGCUUGAGAAGAUCCGCACGUAUGAUUUCUGCGAGCAGGUUGUGAUGGAGCACCGCGGCGACGCCAGCGCACGUUACAACCUCGAGGGAUUCAUGCAGGGCAAGGACUAUCUCGAGAGCCUGCAGGACAACUUGCUGAGAGAGCAGCGCUACCAAGCGCUCAUGGCCGACAUUGAUGCUGUCCUCAAGAAAGAUAAAACAGACAAUAUUGGCAAAAAUCAAGACAAAGUGCAAGAAAUCUUCGCAUUUUUCUGA
This is a messenger RNA of Pectinophora gossypiella (pink bollworm), 1182 nucleotides long. RefSeq names its product peptide chain release factor 1-like. Gene Ontology annotation, biological process: translational termination. The transcript has 2 exons. The coding region runs from base 1 to 1182 and encodes 393 amino acids. Lineage: Eukaryota; Metazoa; Arthropoda; Insecta; Lepidoptera; Gelechiidae. The record is from RefSeq and is a predicted model, not a curated record. Gene Ontology annotation, molecular function: translation release factor activity.